AUGAUGUUUCGGUUCCAGCGACCAGCUUCGCGAUUGUUUAGUUCUCAUGCAGGCUUGUUUGCCAAAUACAAGACGUUUGGAAGUAACUCCUACAGCAGGAACGGAGUGCAGUUUAAAUGGACUCCCCAGGUUCGCAGAAACGUAUAUAUUGGGUCUGCAGCGUUGAUAUUGUUCAUAGGGAUGAACCUGGAUGAAGCUCCGGUUUCUGGCCGACUAAGGGUGCUUUGGGUGCCCAAAUGGCUCGAGCGCAGGGUUGGAGAUUACGGAUAUAGAUCUGUGCUAUCUGAGUUCAGAGGGUCUAUUUUGCCGCCAUCAGACCCCAGAUCGGUCCAGGUGACAAGAGUAAUGUCGCGCAUUAUUGAGGCUGCUAAGAAAGAACAAAGUAAACACGAAGGACUCGGGUCCAAAGGCCAUUCUGUGCCUCUUCAUGAUGGGGCCACUGUGGGCCAUCACGAGGAUGACGGAGUGGAUUGGAAAAUACACGUGGUGAACGACCCUAGCCAGCCUCCGAACGCGUUUGUUUUGCCCAACGGGAAGGUUUUUGUCUUCAGCUCGAUUCUGCCGAUUUGCCAGAACGAAGAUGGACUGGCCACCGUUUUGUCGCAUGAGUUCUCUCACCAAUUGGCUCGCCACACCUCAGAAAACCUGUCCAAAUCGCCUCUUUAUACUGUCGCGGGUAUUUUGCUAUACUCGAUAACGCAAUCUGCUGCCUUGAACAACCUCAUGGUGAGCACCCUGCUGCAGAUGCCAGCCUCCAGGAAGAUGGAAACUGAGGCAGACUACAUCGGGCUGAUGCUCAUGUCCGAGGCGUGCUUCGAUCCAAACGAGGCUCCGAAAUUAUGGCAAAGGAUGACCAAGUGGGAGGAGUUGCAGAUUGCCAAAAGCGGUAGAGGAAGAGCCCCCGAGUUCAUGAAUACUCAUCCUGAUAGCAAGAGAAGAAUACAGAACAUGCUGCAAUGGCUUCCAGAGGCCGAAAGGAGGCGGGAGAAUGCCGGUUGCUCGGGUUUCUCACUUUUCAAGCCGUUUUAG
Messenger RNA from Kuraishia capsulata CBS 1993, 1029 nucleotides. RefSeq lists its product as uncharacterized. The record is from RefSeq and is a predicted model, not a curated record. Gene Ontology annotation, biological process: mitochondrial protein processing; protein quality control for misfolded or incompletely synthesized proteins. Lineage: Eukaryota; Fungi; Ascomycota; Pichiomycetes; Pichiales; Pichiaceae. The transcript has a single exon. Gene Ontology annotation, cellular component: mitochondrial inner membrane. Gene Ontology annotation, molecular function: metalloendopeptidase activity. Bases 1 to 1029 code for a protein of 342 amino acids.